This is a messenger RNA of Mugil cephalus (flathead mullet), 2113 nucleotides long. RefSeq names its product ladinin (gene lad1). The transcript is spliced from 14 exons. NCBI's taxonomy places the organism in Eukaryota, Metazoa, Chordata, Actinopteri, Mugiliformes, Mugilidae. Bases 182 to 1525 code for a protein of 447 amino acids. The record is from RefSeq and is a predicted model, not a curated record. Gene Ontology annotation, molecular function: structural molecule activity.
UCGGUCAUGUGACGCCUCAGUGAACUGCAGCGGGGUAAAGGUGGACUGCUUUGUGUUGCGCUGACUGUAAUUUGACUGCCGCCCUCAGACUUCCAGUCAGUCGACUUCUUCCUCCUGGGAUAAAAAGUGCACCUGGAAACUUUAUAUUACGCAUAUAUAGAUUUUUUUCUUUUCUUUUAACAUGUCCAUCAGUAGGAAAAACUGGUCGGCCUUGUCCAGCCUGGCCCGUCAAUGGACGAAGGAGGACGAGGAGGAAGCGGAGAGGGAGAGGAGGAGGAGGGAGAAGAGCUACACCAACGACCCAGACGACGACUCCAGCCCCAGCCCCAGCCCCAGCCCCAGACCCAGAGAGGCAUCCACCGGUGACAGCACCUCUGGGACCUCAAAUGAGACGUCGCAGCCCCUCAGCAGUGUUGAGCAGAUGCAGCUGGACUUUGUGGAGAUGCUGCGGGUCCGCGACGAAAAGCGGAGGAUGAGGCACGUGGAGACGCUGCGGCGACAGAAGGAGGAAGGGGAGGAGGACGACCCGGAGGCCGGCAGAGGGGGAGGAGGGGGAGGCGCCAGGGUGGAGCUGCUGGGGGACUUGGACGACGAGGAGUGUUCUGUGUUCAAGCCGCAAGCGCCCCCAAAAACAGCCUCUUAUAGCCCCACCGCCAGCAGCAACGCCAGAACCAACAGCACAAGCAGACAACACGAAAACGGAGAGUCGUCGGGCAAAGGCCCUGAUCCCAAACCCUCAUCCGGCAAGGCUCGCAAGUUUGUCAGUUCUGUUUCCAUCUCACUCGACACGAGCCCCAGCGGGCGCACAACUCCCAUGAGUCCUUGCUCUCCGACGACCCCCUUGUCGCCUCGAGAAUUCUGUACCUCUCCCAGGGGAGGUCAAAGCCCUGUUCAGAACGGACACAUGCAGGAGACCAAUGCUAAUGGCCCUUCCGACCAUGGAAACUUUGAACAGACGACUAAACCUGCCUUCGUCAGACAGAGCUCCAGGACUUUAUCUUUCAGGAUGAUGAAGAAGAAAGAAGAAGAGAGUGCGCCGCUGCAGCGCAGCGCAAGUGUGAGGAUGGCCAGCAAGAAGUUUGAGCGCAGCACAGACCAAAAAGAAGAUGAAGAUAAACCGUCAUCUUUCCAGAGAAACUCUAGGCAGAGGAUUUCAUCCAGAUCGAUCCAGGAGAAGAUGGAGAGACUGGCUCAGGCUGCACAGAAGUCAGAAAUGACGAAAAGUCCAGAUGUGACCCAGAGGACCUUGUUCCUGCUGGAGGAGGUGUCCAGGAAGAGAGGAAUCUUUGAAAAGGAGCAGCCGGCACAGAGUGCCACCAGUCCUGGAGUUUCCAGACAAGAAUUUAGGAGCUUCACCUCAGGAAUGUCAGACCGGAUCAACCGCUGGCUCAACAAGACCUCCCAGCCUGGAUCUCCACUCAGCCCUGAUUUGAGACACGUGGAUAUCACAAGCAAGAGGAGCCUGUUUGAGAACAGAGGGGAGGAAGGCGUGACCAAAGCCAGCCCCGGAAAAAAUCUAGAGUGACGUAUUCUCCACAGGAUUUCCAGUACGGCAUGCGCAAAGAUCUGGAAGAUAAACGGAUGCAAUGACUGACUCAUUUGUUUCCUGUUUUUUUGUUUCGUUUCGUUUUUUCCCAUGUUUUUUUUUUCCUUCUUCUUCUUCUUCUUCUUCAGUGUCAAAGCGCACGAGAGGAACAGGCAGGAUAAAAAGAGAGAGUUUCACUUUUAGACAUACUGCUUUUAAAGUUAUAAGUUUUUUUCAUACACUCGUGCAUUGCUUCUUAAAGUAUAAAUGCGUCUUAUUUCAAACAUUAAAAUACAAGAGAAAGGUGCUGAAAUGCUCCAUGGUGAGCAAAGCAGACACGGACAGCGAUAAAGGAUGGUGAUAUUUGUUUCAAACUCUUCAGCUGCAUGCCUUAACUUCGUGUAAUUUCUCAAGCACUUUAAACAGGUGAGGGUCUUAAGGCUAAUGAUACCUACUGUAUGUUUAUUGAAUGACAGUAGUGGGAAUACCGGAGCUGUAAUUGUGACUUUCGUGUAAUCUGCCAAAAGAAAUCCGCCUUUGUUUUGUUAUUAUCUGGACUUGUGGAAUAAAAUGUUUUACUAUGACAAA